AUGGGCCUUUUCGGACUCGCUACUACCGGCUUUGUCGGCGCCUUACAUAGCUACAUUAUGUUGCUCGAGGUUGCUCUUUGGACUACUCCCCGCGGAAGAAAGACCUUUAAGCUCACACCCGAAUUCGCCGAGCAGACCAAGACCAUGGCUGCUAAUCAGGGCUUGUACAACGGCUUUCUAUCCGCUGGUUUGGUUUGGUCUCUUCUCCACCCGAACCCUGUGUUUGCGAAGCAGCUGCAGAUCUUCUUCAACGGCUGUGUCGUAGUUGCUGGUGUCUUCGGCAGCGUCACAACCGCCAACACGCGUAUUCUCUACGUUCAGGCCGCCCCUGCUGCUCUUGCUCUUGGACUUAUUCUCUUGGGUAUUUAG
Messenger RNA from Fusarium pseudograminearum CS3096, 369 nucleotides. RefSeq lists its product as uncharacterized. The transcript has a single exon. NCBI's taxonomy places the organism in Eukaryota, Fungi, Ascomycota, Sordariomycetes, Hypocreales, Nectriaceae. Bases 1 to 369 code for a protein of 122 amino acids. The record is from RefSeq and is a predicted model, not a curated record.